GUCAUUGGAUGCCACGCACUUUCCAGUCCCAACAUGGCGGAGCUGUUUGAUAAGUAUGUGUGCACCAACUGCCAGGAAGAUAUCCAGGGGAUCCGUGUCCAUUGUGCUGAAUGCGUGGAUUUUGAGUUGUGUCUUCAGUGCUUUGCCGCUGGGGCUGAGAUUGGGGCGCAUCGGAAUGAUCACAAUUACCAGUUCAUGGACACGGGGAUCUUGUCGAUAUUCCGCGGGAAGGGUGGCUGGUCGGCAAGGGAGGAGCUGCAUCUUCUGAAUGCCAUUGAGCAGUUUGGCUUUGGGAAUUGGGAGGAUAUUAGCAAACACAUUGAGACCCGGAGUCCGGAAGAGGCCAAGGAGGAGUACGUCAAUCACUUCCUGCUGGGUACAAUCGGGCGGCAUACAUGGCAGCCAACGGCUGAGACAAUGCGCCCCCACCUGACGGAUCACACUGUGGCUGAGGAUAGUGGGCCACUGAGUCAGCUGGUGACACAGCGUCUACCUCCCAUUGAUGUCCUGCCAGAAGAGGCUGCCCAGUUGGGCUAUAUGCCAAACCGGGAUGACUUUGAGCGGGAGUACGAUACAGCUGCAGAACAGCUCGUAUCCUCCCUCUCCCUCAGCGUGGACGAUGAGGAUACAGACAUUGUCCUCAAGCUCGCUCAGGUGGACAUCUACACACGAAGGCUACGUGAACGUGCCCGCAGGAAGCGCCUUGUGCGGGAUUAUCAACUCGUGGCGAACUUCUUCCGCGGCAAUCUCAGGCGGACACGCUACAGCCGGGAACAGCGUGAAAUGCGUGAUCGUUUCCGGGUGUUUGCUCAAUUCUACUCAGCGCAUGAGUUUGAGCGCCUCCUGAGCUCCCUCGAUCGCGAGAAGGCACUCCGGAUUCGGCUCAGUGAACUCCACAGGUACCGUUGGAAUGGACUCACCAGCAUGGAUGAGUGUGUUCACUUUGAGCAGCAUGCAGCUGUUGCCCCACACAGGAACACCGGUCCCUAUGGCCAUGGACGAACGUUGGCGUGCAUUAUUGGACCGAAUGGUCAGAGAAUUCCCGGAUGUAUAAGGCAAUGUCUUACAGGACAACCGGCAAACUAUCGAGCGUCAACAGGCAUUGUCGUCGCACUUGCAGCAAACAAAAAGAGGAUUUUUGGUUUUCAGCGAAAGCGCCGUAGUCGCAAACUCAAAUUCCACCGUCCAAAAGUUCAUGCACCCCAUCGGCGACCAGGGCUCCUCAGACGCCUCAUUGCCCAACAGAAACUCCUUGGAUAGCUGUCGGGGAGCGGCGGUUCCCGGCAGCGGCAACCGUCAGAAUCAGCAGCAACAGCAACAGCAGGCGGGAAUGGGAGCAGCGACACCGUCGGAACCAACGCUGAGCACGCAACCAGGAGGGAAUCUCCUGUCGACGAAUGAGCUGAAGCUCUGUGCCACCCUUAAUCUUCCGCCAACGCGUUAUAUAACACUCAAGACUGUCCUUCUCAGUGGGGCGCGUAAUGCUAUCGAUACGAAAGUCACCCCGCUUGAGAAUUGUGUCCGGGAGUACCUCAUGAAGGCCGGUUGGCUCUCAAAUGGGGGCCAAUGAAUGGGAGGCCCCCACUAAAUUUCCCGGCGUAAAUUCAUUUUCCAAUUUAACACAACACACACUAGUUUUAUAUGUGUGUGGAUGUUAAUAAAAUUGCUUAAAAUGAGCAAAAUUUUAAUAGAAUUUAAUAAUAAGAAAAAAAUCGACUGCACAAGAAUUUUUUUCUGUUCUUGAAACUAUUAUUUUCUGCAAGAUAUUUAAAUAAUAAGGAAUGUAUUUAUUUGCAUAAAAAAAUAGAUAAGAAAACGUAUUAAAAACAUUAAAAAUGAAAAGAAAAUAAAGUGAUUCAUAGAAUAGAA
This is a messenger RNA of Lutzomyia longipalpis, 1869 nucleotides long. RefSeq names its product transcriptional adapter 2B (gene Ada2b). Gene Ontology annotation, molecular function: zinc ion binding; chromatin binding; transcription coactivator activity. Lineage: Eukaryota; Metazoa; Arthropoda; Insecta; Diptera; Psychodidae. Gene Ontology annotation, biological process: chromatin remodeling; regulation of transcription by RNA polymerase II. Bases 34 to 1260 code for a protein of 408 amino acids. Gene Ontology annotation, cellular component: SAGA-type complex; nucleus. The record is from RefSeq and is a predicted model, not a curated record. The transcript has 5 exons.